AUGGAAUCAGUAACGAAUUUACUAGGAAAUAUCCUAUCACUAGAUGAUGAAACUAAAGCCAAUAGUAGCAAUGGAGCCAAUACCAAGCUGAAUCAGACACAAUCGACAAUGUCGUCAUCACUGACGCCGAUUAAGAAACGCCGAUCAUUGGAUUUAGAUUUCAGCUCGUUUUGGAAAGAUAAAGAGGGCGUUACGGGUGAUGGAGAUAGUCUAGCAACAUCGAAAGCUAAAGCAAACGCCAUUGCAUCUACAACUGGUACAAAUGCAACAAGCUCUUCUGGUGGGGCAUCAUCCGAUACAUCCGGUGCUGGAACUACUACUAAUGCGGCUGCGGCUGCUGCCUCUACUGCUUCUGCUGCUGCUGCAAGUACUGCUAAUGUCUCCGCCACAAGUCAAAAUUACUAUGCUGAUAAAUUAAUGGAAAAAGCUAUAUCCAUGAUUAUACCUAAUGAAAUUUAUGAUGAUCAAACCAACAAAAUGUUACAGGAUCGCCAAUUGAUGGCGAAGUUACGACCACCGCUAAGUUUUGCACUAAUGCAAAAGAACUCCAAUAAUCUACAUCAACGAAACUCGGAUAUUUACAUAUUCUUUAAUCAUGUUUUGAAAUAUGUCAAUUGGAUGGAUCCGUAUUAUACUCUUGGAAUAACAUUGCUCAUUACGCAUAUGAUUUUGAAACCAGUGCUAUUUAUAUGUUUACCAUGGGCAUUACUAGUGGUGAAUACGCUAAUUCCUCAUUAUUUAAUUAUUUACCCCACGGAUACCAGUUUCAAUAAUGAAUAUCUUGAAGUCAAUCCCUACCCACUGCAACAAGCUUUAGAACCAGCAAAAUUACCCAAACCAGUUCCAUUAUUUAGUAAAGAAUUUUUCAUGAAUUUAACUGAUACGCAAAAUUUCAUGACUUUACAAAGUCACAUAUUUGAUUUUCAAACUUGGUUAUUUGCUGAUUAUUUAUAUUUUAAAAAUGAACAGAUUAGUUCAUUUAUUGUGUUGAGUUGUUUGUGUGUCAUUGGUGGGCAUUUGCUUUGGUUCAAUCUGAUUGUUAUGUUUUUGUUGAAUCAUACUUGGAUUAUCAAGCUAUGGUGGGUGAUUUUACUCUGGGGAUUUAUUAUUGCCAUGCAUCCUAAUCAAAGAUGUAAGAUCUUGUCAUGGGUCUAUGAAGAAGAUACUAGAUUAGAUACUCAAAACAGAGUCAAUAAAAUUGAAGAUAAGUUAACUUCAAUCUUGAUUGAUGAUGGAUUACAACUGGAUUUGCAGUUGAAUAAUAAUGAGGAUGCUAAUUUUAUAUUUGGUAAAUUGGUUGAAGUUUAUGAACUACAGAAAUUAAAUCAAGAAACCAAGAUUUGGGAAAUGGUUGGGUUUACUCCUGACUUCUAUUCUAUUAAUGAUGGAAUAAGAAAGUAUAACCAUACAAUUAGGCAACUCAAUCAAGAGAUUGCUCGUGCUCAGAAUAGUAGUGGAACUGCAGUCGUUGAUGAUGAGGGAAAUGAUGAUGUUGUUGCGCCGACCGUUAUUGAACCCAAAUCCAAUGUUGGUGCUAUUGGUGGUAGUGGAGGCAUUGGCCAUGAACACAAUUACCUCACAUUGACUAAACGGGAAUCAAUCAAUUUAGUUAAACCUCCCCAAGGUUAUAAAUUCAUUCCUCUGAGUAGAUGGACUAUAGAUUAUGAUGUCGCUGACUGGGUUCAAGCUAAUUUUAUUCAAGAUUUAGUCGUCAUUGAUGAUGAUGAAAAAUGGGCUUAUGAUGUAACGAUACAAAAUAUAACUAUCGAUAAUACCACUACUAGUGAGGAGAAGGCGAAAAAUAGUAAUGAUAAUGAUAAUGGAUAUAAUGAGAAUAAUUAUGGUGGCGACGAGGCGCCAAAAGUUGAUCAAUUGAGUGAUCUUUACGAUGGUGAAAUUUAUAGAAGAAGAAGAUGGUUACGAUACGUGGCACGUGAAACUUAUAAAGACAUAGAUCGUCCACCAGUCCAACAAUCACAUCUUGCUUCAUGGGUAACGUAA
Molecule: messenger RNA, 2001 nt
Organism: Lodderomyces orthopsilosis Co 90-125
Lineage: Eukaryota; Fungi; Ascomycota; Pichiomycetes; Serinales; Debaryomycetaceae
Exons: 1
Coding region: 1-2001 (666 amino acids)
Biological process (GO): peroxisome organization
Cellular component (GO): peroxisomal membrane
Source: RefSeq, a predicted model, not a curated record